Messenger RNA from Daucus carota subsp. sativus, 1368 nucleotides. Its product is annotated as GDSL esterase/lipase At4g10955-like. The record is from RefSeq and is a predicted model, not a curated record. The transcript has 3 exons. Gene Ontology annotation, biological process: lipid metabolic process. NCBI's taxonomy places the organism in Eukaryota, Viridiplantae, Streptophyta, Magnoliopsida, Apiales, Apiaceae. The coding region runs from base 208 to 1242 and encodes 344 amino acids.
CACAAAUAUUGUUUCUGCUUAUUUGACUUCUGCAUUUUUUCCUCCUCUUGUUCACCUAAUGCUGUUCAUUUAGUGCCUGUAAUGCGAUUGCAGAAAGAAGCUUAAGGACUGAGGAGUUGCAGAUCGAUUAAUCAGCACCGCUAGCUUUCUGAUUCAGAAACAAGGUUUCUGUAGGAAGAACAAGGGGAAUCACAUACAGGAUUGUCAAUGGGAACCAGGACACAAUAUUUCAAUCUUUCGGGACCAGUACACAUGACUUCAACCGACUGGAAUAACACACAACAUCGAACAUCUGUUGCUGCAAGCCUAGUCCAAGGUGUCUACAUUCAGGAACGAGAUCGUCAGCACCAUCGCCAUGGCCUCCAAGCAUUAGCACCUCCAUGGUGGGAUUUUUUUCAUUUCCAUCUAUGUCAAGUGCUCGUAGAUGAUUCAGAUUUUUCAAUAUUCGGAGCCAUCUAUGAGUUUAAAUAUCCCAUAAACACAUUUUCCAAAUUGCACCCUCCGCGGUAUGUUAUUGCAUUUCGAGGCACACUGACCGAACCAGACACAAGAUCACAAGAUUUAAAGCUGGAUUUCCAAUUCGUAUUCGUCCAGAAAAAACUUCAGGACAGUUCCCGAGUUAAAAAGGCCUUAAAUGUUGUUCAAGAACUAGUACAUAAUGCUGGUGCCGAAAACGUAUGGCUGGCAGGUCAUUCUCUGGGUGCAGCUAUUGGUCUAGUCGUGGGGCGGAAAAUGGUAAGGAUGGGCUUCUACCUGGAAUCAUACCUUUUUAAUUCACCAUUCAGUGCAGCACCACUAGAGCACAUCAAAAACGAGAAACUGAAACACGGGGCUCGAAUUGUUGGGAGUGUGAUCAAGGCUGGACUGUCAGUUGGCCUAACAGGUCAUCGACAGAGGCCUCAAGAGGAAGACGACGCGUUCACUGUGUUAUCAGGUUGGACUCCGUACCUAUUUGUGAACCGAGAUGAUCCAAUAUGUUCGGAGUAUAUUGGCUACUUCGAGCACAGGGAGAAAAUGGAGAGUAUUGGUGCAGCUGGAAUUGGAAAAUUAGCAACCCAAAAUUCAGUGGGGAGUAUAGUCACAUGUGCAUUGGGGUGUAGUACAGAAGCAUUUCAUCUGCUUCCAACAGCUUGUCUGGUGAUCAACAUGAGUGAGAGCCAGAGCAUUACGCAAGCCCAUGGAGUGGAGCAGUGGUGGACGCAGAGUUUUAAUUGGCAGUCCAAGAUACACAAGUACUGCUAGACUCUGAUUAUAUGCCUUAAUAGGCUCAUAUGGUUCAUGGUAACAAUGUUGUUGUAUUUGUACAUGUUCUCCAACAAUAAAUUAUUUUUACUCUCAAAUUAAAGUAAAAUACAUGUCAUUUUCUCA